CGGCUAUGCCUCGGCCGGGUCGCUUGUGUUUUACGUGAUAUUACGGUUUUUUUGAGUAAAAUAAAAAGGGAAAAUGACGUCGGGAGCAUAUUGCGCGGUCCAGGGAUGCAAAAAUCAGAAGACAAUGAAGGAAAUUUCGUUCUUCAAGCUGCCCACGGACGCCAAACGUCGCGAAGAUUGGCUGUACAUGAUAGGGAGGCCGGACCUUCUUCAAAAGCCAGAUCUCAAGCCGGAGUGCCAUUUCGUGUGCCACAUCCACUUCGAGGAGUUCAUGAUGAUCAGGAAACCCCUACUCAGACCCACCGCCAUCCCCACCAAGAACAUCCCCACCCUACCCAUUAUUAACGAAGCUGUCAAAACCCCCACUACCAAAGAAGACAAGAGCACACAAACGCGCAAAAAAUUUUACAAAGAUUUAGUCAAUUGUAAAAGUACUGGUGUCUUAACUAAUGGUGAAGUGCGGAUAGAAUUAGAAGGAGAAUUUGGACCUAAGAAAGCUAAAAAAAGGAAGCUGAAAAGCCAGCUUAGUGAAAGUGAAAAGAAAAUGAAGAAACUAGAAGCAGAAGUAGUAGAACUGAAGAAACAAUUGGCAGCUGCCAAGGUUGCGACACCGAGUCGUGCAUCGAUUGAUGCGAAAUUAGCUAGAAAUGAUACUAAGACUGCUGAUAGUGUAUCUAUUACUCCAUUCCCGACUUCGGUUGUUUGUGAAACUGAUACUAAAAAAGAAAAUAUUGUUAUAAAAGUAGAGAUUAAACAAGAAAUGUUAGACGAUUAAAUUGUCGAAAAAAUUUUAAGUGUUAUAAUAUUUAUAUUCGUCUCUCUUAUCGCUAU
This is a messenger RNA of Plodia interpunctella (Indianmeal moth), 831 nucleotides long. RefSeq lists its product as uncharacterized. The record is from RefSeq and is a predicted model, not a curated record. The transcript is spliced from 2 exons. NCBI's taxonomy places the organism in Eukaryota, Metazoa, Arthropoda, Insecta, Lepidoptera, Pyralidae. The coding region runs from base 74 to 775 and encodes 233 amino acids.